GCCAAACGUUAUCUUAAUUUCAAUUGGUAGAACGUGUUCUGACCGAUGUGCCGUUUCGCAUAUAAAAUGGUCACGAAGCUAAGGUCGGACCAGUUAGUUUAUUUAAGUACAAUAACAAAAACGACCCAUACACAUCAACAUGAAGUGGAUUUUUGUAUUAGCAGUCGCACUGGCGCUAGUAUCAGCUGCUGUGUCCUUCCCUAAAGGCGGAGCAGGAGAAGGAGCAGCUGGAGCUGCCGCAGCUGCCAAAGAGGACACAAAGGAAGACAAAAAGACCUCAGAACAUAGUGCAGAAGGCAAAGAAAUUAAAACCACGAUCGUCCAAAAGACCGUGAAGGACUUGAAGUCCUCUGACGUCCAGGGAAGCGAAGCCAAGGAGGGUGAAAAAGUAGGUGCAAUUGAAAAAGCUGGAUCAUCUGCUGCAGGAGGUGCAGCUGGCGCCGCAGGGAAGAAAGGCUUGUGGGGGCUAGGAGGAAUUUUUAAACGUGACGUUGCUGAAGCCGCGAAAGCGGGAGGUGGAGUUGCAGCCGAAAAAUCGUCACAAGGCGCAGCCGCAGCUGGCAAAGAGGCCACAAAGGAAGGCAAAGAGACCUCAGGGCAUAGUGCAGAAGACAAAGAAACUAAAACCACGAUCGUCCAAAAGAGCGAGAAGGACUUGAAGUCCUCUGACGUCCAGGGAAGCGAAGCCAAGGAGGGUGAAAAAGUAGGUGCAAUUGGAAAAGCUGGAUCGUCUGCUGCAGGAGGUGCAGCUGGCGAUGCAGGGAAGAAAGGCUUGUUAGGGGAAAUUGUUAAACGUGACGUUGCUGAAGCCGCUAAAGGAGCCACAGCUUUGGGUGCAGCAGGCAUUCCCGGAUUAGAAGCAUUUGCAGUUCCUUUCAAAGCGCUGCUUCCGGAAGCACCAGGCCUAAAGCAUACAGUGGCGAAAAGAUGUGACAGGUAAAGUUUUCAUUGCAUUGGUCUUUGUCCACAAUACCGUAUCAUACCAGCGUACCGUAUUCAGUACGAUAAACAACAUCAGAUCAAUCUCAUUAUAUACUAGUCGCCACCGUGCAUGGUACCCUUUGUUGAACGUUGCGUUUCAGUACACCUGUUGAUAGGCAUUUCUUUUUUGCUGGAGAUAGUUGAUACUAAGGUAUUAUUUUGAUAAAAAAACAGACAAAAGAGUCUUAUAGUCCACAGUACAUAACCCAUCCAAUUGAACGAUUAAUAUACAGCGUGUUCGCAAAGUUAGGGUUUUCCUUUUCAAACACAACUGCGCUUGAUAUAACGGAGGAGAUGUGUGAUGAAACGUGAGCGAACAAGUGAAAAAAAUAAAAGAAAAAGUACUGACUGUUCAGUUAAAUUGAAAUUCCAAGUACGGCUCUGUCGUAAACUCCGUAUUUACAUCCUGGUCGUACGUCAUAUAUGACUACACUGGCGCUGGCGCUGUGGACGUGAUCGAGGGAUAGGACAGAACCGGCUUCGGUUUGGUUCAAGUUUGAUUGAGUUUGCGGAGCCCAAUAUCUCGGCUCUCUUAACCCAGAUAUACCCAAAGUUAUCAUGACUCUGACUUCUUCAUAGUUUUACAUUUACGGGGCAUUAAUAGUAUACAAGAACACAACUAAAACUUCUGAAACUGAUUUUUUCGUAAAAAAAGUUGUUUUUGAAGGCGUCCUAUGUAUAGGACAAUGUUACUUGCUAUGCUGCAUUAAAAUCAUUUGGGCUUAGUAUGAUACGUAAAAAACACUAAACUUGCAACCCUUUGCCAGAUUUUUGACAGCGGG
This is a messenger RNA of Acanthoscelides obtectus, 1763 nucleotides long. The record is from the annotation of a GenBank genome assembly. Lineage: Eukaryota; Metazoa; Arthropoda; Insecta; Coleoptera; Chrysomelidae.